UUCUGAAGUUGCUGCGCUGGGUACAAAGUCAGGUUGGGGUCUGUACAGAAAGGACUUGUCUGCCAUUUGUUGGCAUACCUCUUCCUUCUGGCUGUUGGACACUUUCCUGCUCAGCAGCUGUGACAUUGAGAAGAAGCAGGAAAAGCCGAGCUGCCUGCUGUGCGUGCCGACGGCGACAUCAGGCAGAAAGGCCGUACGCACAAGUGCACCAGCCACUGUGCUAUGGGCAGGGGUGUUUCAACUCUGGUAGUGCUGGAGGGUUGUUCUGGCAUUUGUACAAUGAAUAUAUUUGCUCGGGAGGGUCAGGCUCAGUUGCUCUCCUCUUUCUGGACAGAAAAAUUAAGAACCAGUCACGUUCAGAGCUAGACGAAGCCCAGCUGUUGGACUUCCAUUGGACUAUAUUGCCUCCUCCUGCUGAUGCACAGACAUUAAUUUCUUACCUUCUAACUCACCCAGUCUCCUAUAAAAAGGAAGGACCUGGGACCCUUUUCAGAUCCUAAUACACACAAAGUCUUGUGUCUCAUUUCUUUGAGAGAUGCUUUUUUGGGCUGCUGUGUUGGUAUGCUGCUGGCAUGCAUGGAUUUGGAGGAUGAUUGCUGUAGUGUAUGGCUUCAGGGAGAGGUUUGGGAGCAGAGGGCAGUUAGCAUAGGGGAGAGGAGUGUCAAGUCCCGUGCAGGGCAGCGAGGGUGGUGUGGGCCAGCGAGUGUGUGUGACAGGCCACUAGGUGGCACUUCCAGUACUUCCCAUUGUUUGUACAGCAUUGGCACCUUGGAUGUUCAAAGUCCUAGUAGCUCCACUCAUUUGUAUUUGUUCAAAUUGUAUUCUGAGAGGAAAGCUAAGAGCAAUUUCCAAAAUCUGGUUGGGGUUUGAACUUGAUCCUACUAGCUGGGAGACUAACCUAAUCCGUUCUGUUCAGCUCUGCUGAGUAGCUCCUGGAAGUCCAGAUUCCGUUUCUUGGACAACCCUACGUUUCUUUUGCUUUCUUGUUCUGUAUGACUUCUUUCCUCUAUCUAGCUCGUGCAGACCAUUCCUCUAUUUCACUGUAUCCCUUUUAGCCAUAGAAAUAAUAAGGACUUGGCAGGACUGGUUUUUCUGGAGUACUUUCUUUGGUUUGAAGGCCGGUGACACCAUGACUUGGUAGGGUGCUUCAAGUGAACAGCAGAUGUUGGUAGGGGAGGGGACCUAAGACAGCUAUUGUUCUCCUUUUUUUAGAUUGCCCACCAAAUACCUGUGUUUUAAUAAAAAAAAAAAAAAGAAAAGGGGGGGUAGGGGGAGGAAACAUUAGGGAUUGGAGAAGAUAAUGUAUUAACCUGUUUCUGAAUAAACAUUUGUUAUACAGAGAGUGGAUUCUAAGCCUUUUUAGACGCUGUGAAGCAACUAGAGAUAAGUGGUGGUGUUCCAACAUGGAGUCAAUUGUGCUUUCUAGGUGAGCAUAGAAAUUUCAAAACUGGUAACGUGAUGAAGAGCAAGAGGAGCAUAUGGGUGAGAGAACUGUUAUUCGUUCACCUUUUAAUCUGGAUCACAGACAUUAGCAGCUGACUCUUGCUAAAUUGGAGCCAUUUGUGUCCAUCUAAUUCCAAUUCUCUUUUCACAGAAAAAAGAAAGCAGCCUUUGUUACUGACAGGCUAGUCGUUUAAAAAGUAAUUUUAUAACAAAAACAGCUUUGAAAUCAGGGUACCUGUUCUAGAUGAAAAGGGAUACUUUCAUUAUCAGCUAGACAAAAGGCCGUUUAAACGUGAAGCCGUAUUGUGAGUGCACCUCUUGCCUCUUCUGAAAGAAAGGGGAGCCUCAAGGAUUUUUUUAAAUUAAUAGAUUCAUGUCAAUUGAAAAGCCAAAUUUUAACUUACUGUUAAACUGUGCGUUAUGUUUAGGUUAUCUGGGAGUUCUAUGAUGAAAUUGACAUACUUCCUUGGAAGAACUACUGACUGCUCUGUGAUCUAUGGCAGUAUAUUCUUAUUUUUUAUAAAUCAGUGAAUUAAGUGGUUGUCCAAACACCACUCCAUGACUUGUCUUACAGCAAUGUCUUGGUGUACAUUGGUAUUCUGUUCUUGGUCAGCUCUUUAAUGCACCAUUGCAUGGCUUCUGUUGGGCACUCAAACAAGAGUAACUCUUAUUCUCAGUCCUUUUCGGGUGGUUCACCUUGGCUCUCCAGUUUCUCCUGGACGUCCUGCAAUUGUCAUGCUAAUCACGGUUUCGUACCUACCACCUUCUGACCUCACAUCUGUCUACAUUCAUCCUCAUGCAACAUAGUUAUAUUUUUGUGUUGGGUUUUUUUUUUCUGGACUGGUAGAAAUUAUGAACUUGCAUAUGAAAUACUCAUUGCCUGCGCUCUAAAUUAAUGUGCAUUAAUUUAGACAUUAAAUUAAAUGGCUGGCCAGGUCAGGUGGUAGGUAAUUUGUAAUGGUGUUUCUUUUGUUUGUUCUGGGUUCAUUUCUUUUAUUUCAAAAAUGUGAGGACUUCUGAAGUGAUGCCGCAAUGUGCAAGUUUGGUAUAUUUUCAUGGCUUUUGCAUGUACCUUCCGAUAAUGUUCAUUAACGCGAUAUUUGGUUGGGUUAACUCUCCAUAUCGUCAUAUUCUGUCACUUCAUACAUUAGUCUUGCUUCAGUAUUUUUGGAAUGGUCCUGUCUUCCAUUACAAUUUCCUCUGUAAGGUUUUUUUUUUUUUGAGUUUUUUUAAUUAACAAGAGUCUUUAAAAACAAUUGUCAUUGAAUGUUUCUACAUAUCUUUAAGAUUUAUUUGCUUCCCUCAGAUUAAGGACAGUGCCUGAGUUUUACAUUGCUUUUACAAAAACAUAAAUUCAACCCCGGGGCUGCGGCGAGUCCACCCGCUGCCGCCAUUACCAGCGCCGCGCCGCUCCCGGGGAACUACAGCUCCCGGCGGCCCCCGCGCCACCGUGCGCAGAGAAGAUGGCGGCCGCCACGGCGCGUGCGGCGGGAGCGGCGCCGCCGGGGUACACGGCUCUGGCGGUGAAGUUCGCGGAGCGGCAGCGCUCGCCUCACUGCCUGCUGGUGAAGGAGCACCAGGUGCGGGAAGGGGCCGACACCGCGCACCCGCCUCGCCGCACGCUCUUCGUCCUCAACGUGCCCCCAUACUGCGGCCCGGACUCUCUGUCUAGGCUGUUCUCUCGCUGCGGGCAUGUGCAGUCUGUGGACAUCUGCGACAAGCCAGGGCCAGGAGAGAAAAAAGAUAAACUGACGUCCAAAUUCUUCGACCACAAAACUGUAAAGGGAUUUCAAGUAGCAUACGUGGUGUUCAGGAAACCAGCAGGUGUCCAGGCAGCCAAGGCUCUAUCACAGGAAGGUCCCUUACUAAUAUCAACAGAGAGCCACCCUGUGAAAACCGGCAUUAGCAAGUGGAUCGCCAGCUAUGAGGCCUCCAUCGUGGAUCCAAAGGAGCUGAAGGCUGAGGUGGAUGCCUACAUGCAAGACUAUGAUAAAAAGGUGGCAGAGGAAGAAGCCAAAGCAGCCAAGGAGGAGGGUGUUCCAGAUGAGGAGGGCUGGGUGAAGGUGACACGGAAGGGCCGGAAGCCUGGCCUGCCCCGGACAGAGGCCGCCAACCUGCGGGUGCUGGAGAAGGAGAAACAGAAAAGGGCCCGAAAAGAGCUGCUCAAUUUCUAUGCCUGGCAGCAUCGUGAGAGCAAGAGAGAGCACAUUGCCCAGUUGAGGAAGAAAUUUGAGGAGGACAAGCAGAGGAUCGCACUGAUGCGAGCCCAGCGCAAGUUUCGGCCAUACUAGGUUGUGCUGAGCUGUUCCUCAGGUGCCUGUGCUGGAGAGGGUAGGAGAGCUACCUACUGACUCUGUUUGCCAAAGGAUUUUAAGGAAUUGAGGCAGAUUUGGGUUGCCUCUACCCUUGGAUUGGAAUUGGGAGAUGCCAGCAACUCUUGCUGGAGGAGAGUUCCCUUUACUUGCACCAGUAUCCUCCUGCUCUUCUGUCACUCGACCCUGUGGCACCAGUUUUCAGGCUGCUCAGGUCAAGGGGCUGAGGCACAUCCUGUGACAACCUGUAUCUCCCUGCCACCCAAAGACACACCUCCUAAAGCUUGGUGAGAAUUGGGAUUGACCUAGCACAGCCUCUGCAGAGGCAGGGAAUGGCUGAAGAACUGUAAAUAAACUGCUGCUACUGUUUUCAGAA
This is a messenger RNA of Corvus hawaiiensis (hawaiian crow), 4131 nucleotides long. It is a transcript of the gene RRP7A, whose product is annotated as ribosomal RNA processing 7 homolog A. Gene Ontology annotation, biological process: ribosomal small subunit assembly; rRNA processing. Bases 2907 to 3734 code for a protein of 275 amino acids. The transcript has 7 exons. Lineage: Eukaryota; Metazoa; Chordata; Aves; Passeriformes; Corvidae. The record is from RefSeq and is a predicted model, not a curated record. Gene Ontology annotation, molecular function: RNA binding. Gene Ontology annotation, cellular component: CURI complex; UTP-C complex.